Molecule: messenger RNA, 2426 nt
Organism: Eucalyptus grandis
Lineage: Eukaryota; Viridiplantae; Streptophyta; Magnoliopsida; Myrtales; Myrtaceae
Product: probable pectinesterase/pectinesterase inhibitor 51
Biological process (GO): cell wall modification
Molecular function (GO): pectinesterase activity; pectinesterase inhibitor activity
Source: RefSeq, a predicted model, not a curated record
UACCGUGCGUGCCGUAAAACUGGUAGAAAGAGACUGUAUUCUGAAACGAUAUAACGAAAGUGGGUCUCGAAUGGCGAAAGAUUGAGGAAAAAAAAAACCAAACAGAUUCCUUCCACCAUCGGAAGAACCGAAGUUCCGGAUCCCAUCUUGUUAAGGCUUGGAACUGAAGCACUCCUGCAAACCUACAUCUCUCUCUCUAUCUCGAUCUCUUUCCCUCGGACAUGAGCAUGGAACAGAGAAUCCGUGGGCUUCCCAAACUCCAUCGCCAAAGAAAGGAAACUACCUGUGACGCCGAUUCCUCCUCUCGUGAAACCCCCAUCGCCAUCUCUUUCCCAUCGACCCACCAUCUCUAUCCACCAUCAAUUCCAUGUUCUUCCAAAUCACUACCUUCCAAACCCACUCCCAACUGCACCAUAGCGCCAUGACACUCCCCUUCCCCUCCAAGAGAUCACCUAUAAAACCCACCUCCUCUCUCCUUCUCCCCUUCUCCCCUUCAAGCCCACCUCCUCCUUCAUCUGCAUUUCCAUGGCUUCCCUCUUCCUCCUCUCCCUCCUCUCCUUCUCUCUCCUCCCCUCUGCCUCCUACUCCCGCCAUACCCACCUCUCUAAACCUCCCCUUCUCCCGCAUUCCGCUUCCUCCUCGUCCCCGGAGAUCCAGCAGGCCUGCAAGUCCACCAGGUUCCCCGACCUCUGCGCCUCCCAGCCCUACCCCUCCCCUCCGCCGCCCCCUCCUCUCGACGUCAUCCUCUCCGCCAUCCAGAUCUCCUCCGACCGCCUCGCCACCGCCCAGUCCAUGAUCGACUCCAUCCUCGCCUCCUCCGCUGGCAACGUCAACCGCACCAUCGCCGCCAAGAACUGCGCCGUGAUCCUCGCCUACUCCCGCCGGCGGACUGAGUCGACGGCUGGGGAGGCGAUCCCGGGCGGCCGCACCAAGGACGCCCGCGCCUGGCUCUCCGCCGCGCUGCUCUACCAGACCGGCUGCUGGUCGGGCCUCAGGUCCGUCAACGACACGAGCCAGGUCGACCAGACCAUUGCGCUCUUGAAAACGCUGACGAUGCUGACCAGCAACGCCCUCAGCAUGCUGGUCUCGUACGACCGGUUCGGGAAGGACACGGCGGCUUGGAGGCCGCCGGCGACGGAGCGCGACGGGUUCUGGGAGGACUCUCCCGGUGGCGGCGGGGGGCCGUCGGGCCUGGGGUUCGACGGCGGGGUCCCUUCGGGGCUGACGGCGGACGCGACGGUGUGCAAGGACGGGGGAAGCGGGUGCUACGCGACGGUGCAGGCCGCCGUCGACGCCGCGCCGGAGAACGUCGGCGGAGGGAAGAGGUUCGUGAUCCACAUCAAGGAAGGGGUGUACGAGGAGACGGUGAGGGUCCCGUUCGAGAAGAAGAACGUGGUGUUCCUGGGGGACGGCAUGGGCAAAACCGUCAUCACCGGGUCCUCGAACGCGGGGCAACCUGGGGUCUCCACCUACAACACCGCCACCGUCGGAGUGCUCGGCGACGGAUUCAUGGCAAGCGGGCUCACGAUCCAGAACACCGCAGGUCCGGUCACCCACCAGGCGGUGGCAUUCCGGUCGGACAGCGAUUUCUCGGUCAUCGAGAACUGCGAAUUCUUGGGGAACCAAGACACGCUCUACGCCCACUCCCUCCGGCAGUACUACAAGUCCUGCCGCAUCGAGGGCAACGUGGACUUCAUCUUCGGGAACUCGGCCUCCUACUUCCAGGACUGCCAGAUCCUGGUCCGCCCCCAGCAGGUCAAUCCCGAGAAGGGCGAGAACAAUGCGGUCACGGCCCAUGGCCGGACCGACCCCGCGCAGUCGACGGGCUUCGUCUUCCGGAACUGCUUGGUCAAUGGUACCGAGGAGUACAUGGCGCUGUACCGGAGCAAGCCCAAAGUGCAUAAAAACUUCCUGGGGAGGCCGUGGAAGGAGUACUCAAGGACGGUCUUCAUCGAGUGCAGCCUCGAGGCCCUGAUCACGCCUCAGGGCUGGAUGCCAUGGAGUGAGGAUUUCGCCCUGAAGACGCUCUACUACGGGGAGUUCAAGAACACGGGGCCAGGAUCCGACACGUCGAGCAGGGUGUCGUGGAGCAGCCGGGUCCCAGCCGAACACGUCGAUACAUAUUCGGUGAAGAGUUUCAUCCAGGGAGAUGAGUGGAUUCCGACAUCUUGAUCCAAGAGGAUAUAUAAAACGUUAAAAUGAAGUCGAGAUUUCUAGUUUAGAGACGAGUGAGACGGGGUUUCGAACCCACGACACUGCAGUUCUCACCCGUUCGAUGUACAUGAAAGUCAUCGAAGUUGUUUUGUUUCAUUAAAGUCAAUUAGCGGCGUCGGCUGACUUUGGUCGAACCCAUUCUGGGUGAGUGGAAUUAUAUUGUCCAUUAAAGGUUGCGUUCGUUUUACGGAAAAUUGGCCAUCUCCGGAAAA